Myotis myotis is the source of this 1480-nucleotide messenger RNA. RefSeq names its product amphiregulin (gene AREG). Lineage: Eukaryota; Metazoa; Chordata; Mammalia; Chiroptera; Vespertilionidae. The transcript is spliced from 6 exons. The record is from RefSeq and is a predicted model, not a curated record. Gene Ontology annotation, biological process: positive regulation of mitotic nuclear division; epidermal growth factor receptor signaling pathway; positive regulation of cell population proliferation. The coding region runs from base 210 to 950 and encodes 246 amino acids.
UUCGCACACCUCGAGCCAGCACCCGAGUCGGAUCCCGGAGAACCCGAGGCGAGCUCCCCGCGCAGCGUGCGGCGCCCCGAGCCCGGCCGGGCCGGCGAGCACAGCCGCUCACUCCCGGUUUCCCCCUGGUCUUCCACCACCUCCUCCUCCAGCCGCAGCUCCCGAUCCGGUUGCCCCAGAGACCGCGACGCCGCCGCGCCGAGGGACCAAUGAGAGCCCCGCUGCUGCCGCGGGGGCCCGUGGUGCUGUCGCUGCUGAUCCUGGGCUCAGCCCAUUAUGCUGCUGGAUCGGCCGCCAAUGACACCUACUCUGGAAAAGGGGAACCCUUUUCUGGGGACUACAGUGCUGAUGAAUUUGAAGUCACCUCAAGAAGUGAGGUUUCCCUCGUGAGUGAGGAGCCUUCUGAUAGUGAACUGUCCUCGGGGAGCGACUAUGACUAUGCAGAAGAGUAUGAUAUUGAGAGGCAAAUAUCUGGCUAUAUCAUAGAUGAUUCAGUCAGAGUUGAACAGGUAGUUAAACCCAAGGAAAACAAAACAGAAAGUGAAAAUACUACAGACAAACCCAAAAGAAAGAAAAAAGGACCGAAAAAUAGAAAAAAUCGAAAAAACAAAAAGAAAAAUCCAUGUGAUACAAAAUUUCAAAAUUUCUGCAUUCAUGGAGAAUGCAACUAUAUAGAGAAUCUGAAAACAGUAUCAUGCAAAUGUCAUCAGGAUUACUCUGGUGAACGGUGUGGGGAAAAGUCCAUGAAGACUCACAGCAUGGUUGAUGGUGACUUAUCAAAAAUUACGUUAGCAGUCAUAACUGCCUUUGUCUCAGCUGUGACCUUCGCUGUUGUUGCUGCUGUUAUUAUAAUCCAGCUUCGAAAGCGAUACUUCAGGGAAUAUGAAGGAGAAGCUGAAGAACAAAAGAAACUUCGACAAGAAAAUGGAAAUGCACACAUCAUAGCAUAAAUGAAGAUGAUAUUACAGCAUACAACGUAUGAAAUUCUUGCCCAUUGAUCAUCUAACCGAUUGCUACCCAGCCUCACCUGCACAUUGUCACGUGAGUUUUAAAUGACUACAUGCCCAGGCUCCCCCUUCUGACCUUCGGAUUUAAAGGAAUGGGGUGUGGGAUUUUGUUUUGUUUUUGCUUAAUUCCUUUGCCUUUUUCACCAAACCCCUCCCCUCUGACAGCUGUCAGUCUGUUUUCUGUACCUUUAAGUCUGUUUCCACUUUAUGUGUUUGUUUUGUUCAUCAGAUUUCUCAUUUAAGUGAAAUCAGUGUUAUUUGUCUUUCCAUGACUGGCUUAUUUCACUUAGCAUAAUACUCUCCAGGUCCAUCCAUACUGUUGCAAAAAGUCAAAUUUCCUUCUUCGUACAGGCCAAGUUGUAUUCCACUGUGUAAAUGUACCACAGCUUUUUUAUCCACUUACCUACUGAUGGGCACUUGGGCUGUUUCCAAAUCUUGGGUAUUAUAAAUAAUGCUGCAAUGAACAUAGUGGU